CUGAAGCCACGAUCUUCAAUCAACCUCUUGAAUGUGACUUUUCUCUUAGAGCCUCCUCCUAUUAAUUUUGAUUCCCUACCAGGCUGCCACUUCAUUUUCUUCUCAUCUCUCUAUUCUCUAUCUCUCUCUUUCAUCCCAUAUUCCAAUCACUUCCCCACUUCCUAGAAUCCAUUUCAAAGCCCCAGCUCUCCUCCUGUUGCUGACACAAUACUUUGCCACUUUUAAAAAGUUCAUUUGCCAGCACUGCAUUGCAGGUUUUGUUGCACUCCACAUGGGGAGGCAUUCUUGCUGUUACAAGCAGAAGUUAAGAAAAGGCCUGUGGUCUCCUGAGGAAGAUGAGAAACUUCUGAAUUAUAUUACUAAGCAUGGACAUGGCUGUUGGAGCUCUGUCCCUAAACAAGCAGAUUUGCAGAGGUGUGGAAAGAGCUGCAGGUUAAGAUGGAUUAACUACUUGAGGCCUGAUUUGAAGAGAGGAGCAUUUUCACAGCAGGAAGAAAACUUGAUAAUUGAACUCCAUGCAGUUCUUGGCAAUAGAUGGUCUCAGAUUGCAGCCCAGUUACCUGGAAGAACUGAUAAUGAGAUAAAGAAUUUAUGGAACUCCUGCAUUAAGAAGAAGCUGAGGCAGAGAGGCAUUGACCCCAACACUCACAAACCUCUCUCUGAAGUUGAGAAUUGUAAAGAGAGACAGCAGCCUACAGCUGACAAGAGCAAUGAGAAAGUUUCUAAUGUAUCAAAUGAACUGAACCUCAUUGAGGCAGCUACUUUACAACCACCUGCAAUUUCUUCCAGCCCAAAGAUCAACAACAGUAAAGACAGGAAUAGCAGUAGCAGCAACAUGACAAAUACACCACCGACAAAGGAAUUCUUCCUGGAUAGGUUUGGUACCUCCCAUGAAAGCUCCCCUGCCAGUUGCAGGCCUUCUGAUUUGAUGGGGUAUUUUCCUUUCCAGAAGUUGGAUUACAAACCUAGUAUAGGCCUCUCAAUGAAUCCAAAUACCACUCUCUGCUUCAAUCCAAAUUCCUCUUCUGCGAUGAUUUCUCAUGAGUUCAAUUCUUGUAUGACACCACUGACUAUUCUCCCAUCUGUGUCAACCUCUAUGUUCCAAACUCCAAUACGUGUAAAGCCUUCUGUUAGUCUUCCAUCUGAUCAUAAUCCUUCUGUAGGCUCUUGUGAUGUCAAUGGGGUUCAGAACUGGGAAGCAAGUAGCUUCAGCAACAAUGGAAGUGGAAGCAAUGGAAGCAGUAGCAGUAUUGAAUUGCAAAGCAACACCAAUUUCUACGAGAGCAGCGCCUUCUCAUGGGGGUUAGCUGAUUGUGGGAAAUCCGGCGAGGAAUCUCACCUUCGGUCACUCGAAAACGACACAGCUGAAGACAUCAAAUGGUCUGAAUAUCUUAACACCACAUUCUUUCUUGGAAGCACAAUACAAAACCAAACAUCUCAACAUGUGUACAGUGAAGUGAAACCAGAAACACACUUCAUAGCAGAAGGGUCAAGUGCUAGUUGGUUACCGAACCAGCAUCAACAAGCUUCACAGCCAGCAGACAUCUAUACCAAGGAUCUGCAAAGACUUGCUGUGGCUUUUGGACAAUCCCUUUAGACUAUAUAUUUUUUUCAGCAUGUGCAGAGUCUAUUUAGUUCAAUUAUUAUUACAGAAGUUUUCAGUUUGAGAUGGAAUAUUGGAAAUAGAUUAUCUUCUGGCUACAGGUGUGUGCUAUAGAGUGACAUCUUUUGAUUUUUUGUAAAUGUGUCUGAUACAAGAUUCUUCAGCCUCUGGUUUACUGUAGAAAUAUCUGGGAAGGAACCAAGCUCAUGGUGUCAUUGUCUUUGAUAAAAUACUGUAGAAAUUUUCUUAAUAAGGCUUGGUGAGAUUUUCAAUCUUCAA
This is a messenger RNA of Populus nigra (black poplar), 1882 nucleotides long. Its product is annotated as transcription factor MYB61-like. Bases 272 to 1597 code for a protein of 441 amino acids. The transcript has 3 exons. Lineage: Eukaryota; Viridiplantae; Streptophyta; Magnoliopsida; Malpighiales; Salicaceae. Gene Ontology annotation, biological process: regulation of stomatal movement. The record is from RefSeq and is a predicted model, not a curated record.